This is a messenger RNA of Leptosomus discolor (cuckoo roller), 459 nucleotides long. Lineage: Eukaryota; Metazoa; Chordata; Aves; Leptosomiformes; Leptosomidae. The record is from RefSeq and is a predicted model, not a curated record.
AGCGUGAGGCGCGGGGAAGGACGGCGGGACCUGCCCGAUAACCCGGAGAGAUUCGACUACUGGCCCUUCGUGCUGGGUUGCCAGGGUUUCCUGGCCGGUCGGCACUGCUGGGAGGUGGAGGUGGGGGACGGAGGGGACUGGGCCGUGGGGGUGGCCCGUGAGUCCAUCCGUCGGAAGGGGCACCUCAGCCUCUGCCCCCAAGGAGGGAUCUGGGGGGUGGAAAAGUGGGGGGGGCAAGUCCGGGCGCUCACCACCCGCAAGGUGACCCUCCUACCCCUGCGUUGGGUGCCCCGGCGGGUCAGCGUCCACCUGGACUACGCCGGAGGGACAGUGGCCUUUUUCGACGCGGACGAGGGGGGGCUCAUGUUCGUUUUCUCACGCGCCUCGUUCACCGGGGAGAGGGUCCGCCCGUGGCUCUGGGUGGUGGGGGCCAGGUCCCAGCUCCGGCUGUGUCCCUAA